AUGGCGCCGAAUAAGCUCAGCCUCAACCUCCAGCCGCCCGCACCGUUUGACUUUGUGAACCCGGGAACCUGGCCAGCAUGGCUCCGCCGCUACGAGGACUACGCCGUCGUUUCCGGCCUGACUCAAGCAUCCGGCGACAUGCAGGUACGCUCGUUGUUGUACUGCAUGGGGCCGGAGGCCCGCCCACUUCUGGAGACGUUCUCGCUCGACACCGCAUCACUCGCCUCAUUUCAAGCGGUUGCCGCUAGCUUCACCGACCACUUCGUGCAUCCUGCGAAUGAACUGUACGAGUCGUCGCGUUUUCACCAGCGUGUUCAGUUACCCGACGAGAGCGUCGACGCCUACUACGCCGAACUGUGUAGAAUGGUGAAGCGGUGCAACUAUCCGUCAGCUGAGGUGGAGCAAAGGCUUGUACGCGAUAGAUUCGUCGUCGGCCUCCGCGACUCGCGCCUUUCGGACCAGCUUUGCCGGAACGCGAAAUUGACGCUCAAAGAAGCAUGGAUGCAGGCCCGUCAAUCAGAAGACGCCGAAAAAGAAAAAACGUUGCCUCAAAACUGCGCAGAGCACUCCCGCAAGCUACACCUCGACGCCGUACGCGAUAAGAAGUUCGCCUCUCGCCGCCGCAACUACGAUAAGUGGCCUUCGCCCCCGCGGAAAGCAGAGCGCUCCUGCCAGCCGUCAACAUGUGAAUUCUGCGGCCGCGCGCCACAUCCACGUUCAAACUGCCCUGCUCGAAACUCCGUCUGCAACUUCUGCGAAAAGAAAGGACACUUUGCGGAAGUGUGCCGCGCGCGGCAGGCAAAACAGAAGCUCGGCUCCAUUCAGCUACACGCUGUCGGGACGCCCGCCGCGGCAAAGUUCGUCGACAUCACCGUUGACAACUACACAGCGCAGUUCAAGGUCAAUUCCGGAGCCGAGGUGUCCGCCGUUCCGAGCGACUUCCCUGCAUUGCUGGCCAAGCUCGACCCCGUCAACAACCUGCUCACCGGACCUGGCGGUCAGCCGCUGCGCGUGCUGGGUUCGUACUUGGCGAGACUUCGGUGGCACGGGAAAAUGAGCUCUCAGCGCUUGUACGUGAUCCAUUCUCUCACCGUACCUCUUCUUGGACUGCCGGCGCUUCAAGCUGUGGAAGUUGUAAAGUUUCUCAAUGAACUUCAGACUCCGAAAGCAACAUUGCGUGCUGAGCUCUUCCAGGGAUUGGGCACCCUCAAGGACGAGUACCCUAUCCUUCUGAGACCCAACGCUAUACCCUUCUCCCUAAUACGGAAAGCCGAUGGUUCCUACCGGCUGUGCGUCGACUUGACUCAGCUGAACAAGGUUGUCCUUCGGGAACGCCACAUCCUACCAACGGUAGAGCAAGUCCUUGGCCUCCUUGGCGACGCAACAGUUUUCUCCAAGCUGGAUGCAACAGCCAGUUUUCAUCAGGUUAAACUAUCCUCAGACUCCCAAGAUCUCACAACGUUCAUCACCCCAUUUGGCCGAUACUGCUUCUGCCGGCUCCCCUUUGGCAUCGCCUCCGCGCCGCAGUACUUCCAAAAACUGAUGGCCAGGAUCCUGGAGGGCCAGGAAGGAGUCGCCAAUAUGAUAGACGACAUUCUGGUCUUUGGGCGCACCCGCGAGGAGCACGAUGCCAGACUGAACCCGGUGCUGUCUCGCCUUGCAAAAGCAGGCCUCACGUUGAACCAAGACAAGUGUCGUUUUGGCGUCUCCGAAGUCUCCUUCCUAGGAGUCAUCGUUUCAGCACAAGGCAUCAGGCCAAGUCCAGACAAGGUCGAAGCAAUCAAAGCCAUGGAGGCUCCAACCGACAUCGCAGGUGUCCGGCGACUGCUCGGAAUGGUGAACCAUCUUGCCCGGUUUUUGCCUUGCAUCUCAGAGGUCACAGCUCCCAUCAAAGCACUUCUAAACAAGUCUGCGACUUGGGUGUGGCAGCAUGAACAAAAUGCUGCAUUCGAGAAAAUCAAGGAACUCCUGACAUCAGGCCAUUGCAUGGCCAAGUACCAUCCAUCAUACUCCACCACAGUUUCGCCUGACGCAAGCUCAUUCGGACUGGGCGCAGUCUUGCUGCAGACACAGCCCUCUGGAGAGCGCCGCCCAGUUGCUUUUGCUUCGAGAUCAAUGACCGAGACAGAGCAGCGUUACAGCCAGACAGAAAAGGAAGCGUUGGCAACAACAUGGGCUAUCCGACGGUUUGACGAAUUCGUCCGCGGCAUCACCUUCGAUGUGGACACAGAUCACCUACCACUCGUUUCUCUCUUCGGCAAGAUGGAGCUGGACAUGCUGCCGCCUCGCAUAUAG
Rhipicephalus microplus (southern cattle tick) is the source of this 2295-nucleotide messenger RNA. RefSeq lists its product as uncharacterized. Lineage: Eukaryota; Metazoa; Arthropoda; Arachnida; Ixodida; Ixodidae. The record is from RefSeq and is a predicted model, not a curated record.